This is a messenger RNA of Neurospora tetraspora, 1533 nucleotides long. RefSeq names its product cytochrome P450. The coding region runs from base 1 to 1533 and encodes 510 amino acids. Gene Ontology annotation, molecular function: monooxygenase activity; iron ion binding; heme binding. The transcript is spliced from 4 exons. The record is from RefSeq and is a predicted model, not a curated record. Lineage: Eukaryota; Fungi; Ascomycota; Sordariomycetes; Sordariales; Sordariaceae.
AUGAAAGAUGUUUUCGACUUCCUUUCCCUCCCCGUGAUGCUGAUAGCAGUAGUCAUAUGCCUUCUCAUCUUCCACCCUCUCUACAACCUCUACCUUCACCCUCUUCGCCACUACCCCGGCCCUCGACUCUACGCCGCCUUCCACCUCCCUUACGCCAUUACCUACCUCCGCGGCCGCUCUAACACCGUCAUGCAUAAUCUCCACGAGCGCUACGGUCCUGUCCUCCGCGUAGCGCCCAACAUUCUGUCAUACACCGACCCAGACGCAUAUCGUGACAUCCGUGGACAUCGCAAGCAAGGGAAUGGGCAAAAUCCAACGGACGUCGAGGGCUUCUUCUUCAUGCAGCGACAGACCUUGCUUGGCAUGGAUCGCGAUGGGCACACGCGCGUACGGAAAGUGUUAGCACACGGAUUUGGUGCAAAGAGCCUGCAAGAACAAGAGCCAGUAAUCAGAAAACACGUCGACCUAUUCAUCCGCAGGCUCAAGGACAUGACAUGCCAAGGCAGACCUGGAGGUACUUUAGACAUCGUGGCCUGGUUCAACUGCGUCAUUUUCGACCUCAUAGGCGACCUCUCCUUCGGCGAACCGCUCGGCUGUCUGGAAAACUCGAGGCUGCAUCCGUGGGUACAAGCAGUCUUCGACACAACAACCAUGUACGGCAAGCGGAUGAUGGUCAAGUGGUACAGUCCGUCCCCGUCAUUAACCGCGUGGAUCGGUUGGGCAGUCGGCCUCUCAGCGCCCCAUUCGAAACAGCAGGACUUUGCUGCCAAGCAGGUGGAAAAGAGGCUGGCGAUAGAGGACUCGGCUACACGGCUGGACUUUGUUGGUGCCAUGCAUCGCGCGGAGGGAGAAGGCGGACUCAAGAAGGUGUCGAAGGAGGAGAUUGUGUAUAAUAUGCGGUUAAUCAUGCUGGCGGGGUCGGAGAGCACGGCGACGGCGUUGUCGGCUACGGCUUUCUUGUUGGCGGCACACCCGGAUGUGCAGAGGAAGCUGACGAAGGAGGUGAGGAGCACGUUUAAGAGGGAGGAGGACAUUGAUUUGUGGAGCGCCCGGAGACCGAAAUACUUGGGGGCGGUGUUGAAUGAGGCUAUGAGGGUGUUGCCGCCGGCGAGCUUGAGUAUGCCGAGGGUUUGUCAGGAUGGGGGGGAUACGAUUUGCGGGAGGUGGGUACCUGCUGGGGUUACGCUGGAAAUUUGGCCUGUGGCGAUGACCCACAGCUCAAGGAACUUUGCAAAACCGGAUGAGUUUGUUCCGGAACGGUGGAUGGAUGAUGAAGAACGGGAUCCGGUCUUUGAGAAGGAUAAGGCAGAUGCGCUGAAGCCGUUCUCCUAUGGUCCGAGGGAUUGUAUUGGGAAAAGUCUUGCGAAUGUUGAGAUGAGACUCAUUCUCGCUCGAAUGCUUUGGAAUUUCGACAUAAGCUUGGCUGAUGAAAAGGGCAAGAACUGGGCCAAGGAUAUGUUGGGCUGGAAUUUGUGGCUGAAGGAUCCUUUGAAUGUUGUGCUUACUACUCCCGUUCGCCGUGGCAAAGAGUAA